AUGGACGGAACCUGUGGGGGAACAUGUCACGCAUUUCCUAUUAAGCACGCAGUGACAUCAAAUAUCUACGUGGAGGAAACUCAUGGCAAGGGGAAAAAAGUUCAGGGAGGGAGGGUUAGAUAUAAAUACAAUGAAGAAGUAAUGCCAAGUAUUGGACUAGAAAAUCAGAAACUUACAACGAUAGUCUCGGGUAACAGUCACCAAGACUUUCCGAGGAAAUAUCAUGAGUUAACAUCAAAGACCACGGGGAGAAGGUGUGAGUAUUUAAAUCCACCACUUAAUCAAUUAAAAGUAACCACACGUGAGAGGCACAGGGCUGACAAUGAGGGGCCGAUUCGAAGGCUAAGGCUUUUCGUUGCUGGAGGUGGUGGGGAGCGAUUGUUCGGACCCCUUGAAAAUGGUCUCUACACCUUUUCCUUGGAUCAUUCCUUACGUCAUCCCUUCUCCAUUCGAGCUCACAAUGCUACCUUAGCAACUUGUGGCAUGCUCAACAUAGGCGAUUGA
Messenger RNA from Dovyalis caffra, 504 nucleotides. NCBI's taxonomy places the organism in Eukaryota, Viridiplantae, Streptophyta, Magnoliopsida, Malpighiales, Salicaceae. The record is from the annotation of a GenBank genome assembly.